AUGUCCUCUACUAUCGCCAAAGUUCUCAUCGCCGCCCUCGCCGCCGGUGUCUCCGCUCUCCCCUACGAGUCCAACGCCUCGAGCUGGGCUCCCUCCACCACGUCCGCCGCGGCCCCUGCCCCGACGGUCGACAACACUGCCCUGAUCGAGAAGCUCAAGGACGCGCCCCGCGCCAUCGACCGCUUCAAGCUCCUUCUCACUAAGGACGGCAAAGGUCAGGAGCUGCUGCCGCCGGACGAGCUGCAGAAGGUCAUCGCCUUCGACUUCACGGCCAACGUCGACCCGGGCAAGGGCAAGGGCGGCGCGCUCAAGUCAGCGCAGAUCAACAACUUCCCCAUCCUCACCGACCUGGGCAUCUCGACGACCGUCGGCUUCCUGGGACCUUGCGGUCUCAACACGCCGCACACGCACCCGCGCGCCACCGAGUUCCUGACGCUCGUCGACGGCGAGAAGCUCGACUUCGGCUUCAUCGUCGAGAACGGCCUCGUCGCCGACGGCAACAACGCCGAGGCGGCCGGCUCGCUGGGCAGGCUGGGCGGCGCCGUCUUCCCCAUCGGCUCCAUCCACUACCAGUUCAACCCGACGUGCAAGAACGCCACCUUCGUCGCAACCCUCACCAACGAGGACCCCGGCACCAGCCAGAUGGCCCAGAACUUCUUCGGCCUGAACGGCGACAUCGUCCAGGCCACGCUCGGCUUCCCCGAGCAGCUGGACGGCGCGGACCUCGAGUCUUUCAAGGCCAAUAUCCCGGCCAACGUGGCUCUCGGUGUGGAGCAGUGCCUGCAGACUUGCAACAUCCCGAAGAACUAG
This is a messenger RNA of Lasiodiplodia theobromae, 810 nucleotides long. Its product is annotated as Spherulin-1b precursor. Gene Ontology annotation, molecular function: manganese ion binding. Gene Ontology annotation, cellular component: cell wall. Bases 1 to 810 code for a protein of 269 amino acids. NCBI's taxonomy places the organism in Eukaryota, Fungi, Ascomycota, Dothideomycetes, Botryosphaeriales, Botryosphaeriaceae. The transcript has a single exon. The record is from RefSeq and is a predicted model, not a curated record.